Melanotaenia boesemani (Boeseman's rainbowfish) is the source of this 1349-nucleotide messenger RNA. RefSeq names its product TAF8 RNA polymerase II, TATA box binding protein (TBP)-associated factor (gene taf8). The coding region runs from base 108 to 1034 and encodes 308 amino acids. NCBI's taxonomy places the organism in Eukaryota, Metazoa, Chordata, Actinopteri, Atheriniformes, Melanotaeniidae. Gene Ontology annotation, molecular function: protein heterodimerization activity. Gene Ontology annotation, cellular component: transcription factor TFIID complex. The transcript is spliced from 8 exons. Gene Ontology annotation, biological process: transcription initiation at RNA polymerase II promoter. The record is from RefSeq and is a predicted model, not a curated record.
UUCUUUCCACUGUGUUUACUAAUGGCGGCUAAAUGCCCGUCGGAUAAAUCAAGUAGUGGUCGCCGUCAAUCUCCUUAAGUCAAAGAGGAAAAUAAAAAGAAGUGCUGAUGGCGGAUCCCGCGGUCGCGUCGGGAGGGUCGCUGAAUUCAGGCGGACGCAGCGUUGGAGCCAAAGCAGCAUCCAGUCCGGCAGAGAACUACCUGUUGGCCCGCCGCCGCACGCUGCAGGUGGUUGUUAGCGCGCUCCUCACCGAGAGUGGCUUCGAGAGCGCAGAGAAGGCGGCGGUGGAGACGCUCACAGAGAUGAUGCAGAGCUAUAUAACUGAAAUAGGUCGAUGUGCUAAAGCAUAUUGUGAACACACAGCCAGGAGUAUCCCAACCCUGUCAGACACGGUGGUGACCCUCAUCGAGAUGGGUUUCAAUGUGGACACCCUGCCUGUGUACGCCAAACGAUCUCAGAGGAUGGUCAUAACUGCCCCUCCCGUCACCAACGCACCCGUGACUCCUAAAUCGUUGUCAGCUGGGCAGAAGCGCACGCAUCCACCGCACAUUCCCAGCUACUUCCCAGAGUUCCCAGACCCCCACACCUACAUCAAAACACCCACUUUCAGGGAGCCGGUGUCAGAAUACCAGGUGGUGCGAGAGAAGGCGGCAACCCAGAGGAGAGACGUGGAACGAGCCCUCACACGAUUCAUGGCCAAGACCGGAGAAACUCAGAGCCUCUUCAAAGACGACGUCACUGCCUUCCCAUUGAUCGCAGCGCGGCCAAGCGUCAUCCCGUACCUGAGCGCCCUCUUACCCUCGGAGCUGGAACUGCAGAGUCUGGAGGAAACUGACUCAUCUGAGCAGGAUGACCAGACGGACGGCGAGAACGUGGCAGGAAACAUCAUCACGGAUGAUCCAGGCGCUGACAAAGAGAACUCCAUGCUUCCUCCCAGCGGCGUCGUUCCGUCUUCCAAGGCCAGCGAGGAGAACAUGAUUGACAACCCGUACCUCCGGCCGGUCAAGAAACCCAAAGUGAGGAGGAAGAAAUGAGUCUGGAUCUGCUGGAGCCAACAGACUCAUGUUUACCUCAGCAGUUGGUGCUGGACUCCACAGAGAGGAGUGGAACCUACUGGGAUCACAGGGCUGGACCAGUAGGACCAGUGCUGCUGACUGACAUCUGUCAAACAGGACUGGGUUACCUUCGCAGAACUUUCUCACAUUGUAUAUAAUUAGUCUGAAGUCAUUUUGUUGAACAUGCAGAACAUACAGGACCUGCAGGAGGAAAAAAAAAGUUUGUUUUUUACUUUUUUUUUUAUUUGAGUUUGUUUCUGUUUUAUUGAGCAGUAAAAUAAGAUAAAAACAGGG